This is a messenger RNA of Belonocnema kinseyi, 2102 nucleotides long. Its product is annotated as organic cation transporter protein-like. Lineage: Eukaryota; Metazoa; Arthropoda; Insecta; Hymenoptera; Cynipidae. Gene Ontology annotation, molecular function: transmembrane transporter activity. Gene Ontology annotation, biological process: transmembrane transport. The coding region runs from base 222 to 1955 and encodes 577 amino acids. The transcript is spliced from 12 exons. The record is from RefSeq and is a predicted model, not a curated record.
CUAGAGAGGAAAUAUGUUCAAAAGAUGAUUAUUAUGCGAAUUCAGACUGCAAUUCGUAUUAUAAAUUGAGUAGCAGACUCUAAUCAAUCGGUAUUUAAUUUCUUACGUCACUUAACUGCAAGCGAUAACUUAAGACACAGACCUAGCCAACUUUAUUUUCAUUCAGUGCUUAUCGAUCACAAAGAUCUAAACUAGUUAUAGUGUAUCAAGACAUUUUUUCAAUGGAGGAAAUAAAAAUGGACAUCGUUUUGGAAUCUAAAAACGAAGUACAAAACUACAAUAAAAAUACAACUUCAGAACGAAAAAUGGAACUAGAUGACGGCGAGAGUACAACUUUAAAGCCAAAAUUUGAGACUUUUGAUGACAUGCUAUCUUGUGUUGGGGAUUUUGGAAGAUAUCAGUGGUGGAUAAUGUUGUCUCUUAUUCCAUACACUGCAGCCUACGCUGUUUUAUAUUUUGCUCAAUUUUUUUUGACACUUAUACCUCAAGAACAUUGGUGCAAAAUAGAUGAACUGAAAAAUUUUUCAGUAGAGGAACGAAUUUUGGCUGGAAUUCCACGCACUGAUCAUUAUCCAUAUUACGACACGUGCCGUCAAAAAGAUUUAAACUUCUCUGAACUCUUAAAAAUCACCAACAAUUUUCAUUCACCAUUAUGGAGUACAAAUGAAACUGUCACUUGCAGUGGCUGGGAGUAUAAUCUUACACAGAUUCCAUAUGCAAGCAUUGGAGCUGAGUUAGAUUGGGUAUGCGACCGGGCAUAUUUAGUCUCGACGGCUCAAGCGCUCUUCUUCUGUGGAUCAAUUCUCGGAGGGUUUCUUUUUGGAUGGUUUGCUGAUCACAAAGGAAGGAUUCCGGCUGUAGUAUGCUGCAACAUAGUAGCUUUAGCCGCCACUAUCGCGUCUGCAAACACUAGUCAUUUUUGGUCUUUCGCUCUCUGCAGAUUCUUUUCUGGAUUCGCCUUUGACAAUGUGAUCAACAUUCCUCUCAUUGUCGUAAUGGAAUAUGUGGCUGUGAAACGACGUACUAUAGUUGUUAAUUUAGCCUUUGGAGUAUAUUUCGCUAUUGCAAGUACAGCACUUCCCUGGGUAGCGUAUUACCUUGCAAAUUGGAGGUACUUCGCGUACUUUACAGCCUUGCCCUUCCUAACUGCUUUAGUUACACCAUGGAUUUUACCUGAAAGUGCUCGAUGGUACAUUUCAACCGGUAAAACAGAUGCAGUUGUUAAGAAGCUUCGAAAAAUCGCGAAAGUUAAUGGAAAGAAUCCAAAUCCAGCAGUAUUCGAAGCUUUUUCGAUGAACGCCAAAGCUGCAUAUAAACAGAAGGAAACAGCAACAUUGCUCGAUCUCUUCAAGACACCUCGCCUGGCAAAAAAUACAAUACUAUUAGUUCUUUUCUGGACUUUGACAGUGAUUGCAUUCGAUGGACAUGUUUACUCGUUAAAACUACUACAAGGCUCAGUAUUCGUUUCCUUCUCUUUGGCCUGUGCAACCGAACUUCCGGCUGGUUUUCUAUUGACUAUGGUAUUGGAUCGCUGGGGGCGAAGAUUCUGCGGAUUCAUUACCAUGGCUCUGACCAUGCUCUUCAGUUAUGCGGAACUAAUACUCGAAGCAGGCCUCAUUAGGAACAAAGGCCCCCCGCUGACUAAGCUCAGUGGCGGCAGCUCGACGGUCGAGAACAAGUGGGCGAGGUAUAACGCGCUGGUUUCAAUGGUGGGGGUAACCGAAACAGGUCAAAAUGCAAGUUGGGCAUCGCCGGUGUGGCUGGCCAUCCUCUGGACUGGAAUGCCAAUGUUAAUAAUAGGGACAGUUUCCCUAAUUACAGCAGUUUUGGUCCUAUUUUUGCCGGAAUCUUUGGGCCGUCAUCUACCUCAGACUCUCGAGCAGGGUGAACAUUUUGGAAAAGAACAAAAAUUCUGGUCCCUGCCCUGUUUUGGAAACGAAGCUAUAAAAUACUGAAGAUGCAUAGUAUAGAAAGCAAGGAUAUGAUAGAUUGGAGAAAAAUUCCCUCAUUAGAAUAUCGCACAAAGACAUGAAAUUAAAGGAUAAUUUUGUACAAUUUAUAAAUACGUGAAAAAAAGUCAAAACUUACAUUUCUAAACUUUC